Magnolia sinica is the source of this 576-nucleotide messenger RNA. RefSeq names its product cysteine-rich receptor-like protein kinase 8. Bases 1 to 576 code for a protein of 191 amino acids. NCBI's taxonomy places the organism in Eukaryota, Viridiplantae, Streptophyta, Magnoliopsida, Magnoliales, Magnoliaceae. The record is from RefSeq and is a predicted model, not a curated record. Gene Ontology annotation, molecular function: ATP binding; protein kinase activity. The transcript has 3 exons. Gene Ontology annotation, biological process: protein phosphorylation.
AUGGUGAAUCUGCAGAAUGUUUUGAAUGGCAGAUGGUGGCUUCAGUCCCGUUUACAAGGGGAAGCUAAUGGAUGGUUAGGAAAUAGCAAUGAAAAGAUUGCCGGCACAUAUGGAUAUGUGGCGCCCGAGUACAUCAUUCAUGGCCAGUUUUCAGCAAAAUCGGAUGCAUAUAGCUUUGGCAUUUUAGUUUUAGAGCUUGUGAUAGGACGAAAGACAAUUGGUUUUCAGGAAUCCAAAAGUGAUCUGGACCUUACAAACUAUACAUGGCGGCUUUGGAGCCAAGGAAAGUCAUUGGAGCUGAUAGAUGAAACUCUAGGAGGAAAUUACGAGCGAGCUGAGGUGCUAAGGUGCAUUCACAUUGGAUUGCUAUGUGUGCAGCAAGAAGCAACAGCGUGGCCCACCAUGUCACCAGUUCUUCUCAUGCUCGAUGCCUACUCUGUCACCCUCCCUGCUCCUUGGCAACCUGCCUUCUUCAUUGGAGAGACUAAUAUGGAGUUUGAUGUAUCCCCAACGGAUUCAAAUUUUCAUGAAAGUGAGACAGAUAAAAUCUGGAAGUUCGGUUCUGCCACUUUCUAG